Laccaria bicolor S238N-H82 is the source of this 475-nucleotide messenger RNA. RefSeq lists its product as uncharacterized. NCBI's taxonomy places the organism in Eukaryota, Fungi, Basidiomycota, Agaricomycetes, Agaricales, Hydnangiaceae. The record is from RefSeq and is a predicted model, not a curated record. The transcript is spliced from 3 exons. The coding region runs from base 25 to 258 and encodes 77 amino acids.
GAACUGAAGAAGCCCAACAGCAAAAUGGCGUCCUUCGCGUCCCCUUUUCGCUCAACAUACCGCUAUCUCCAACGACAAGCACACGAAAACCCUGUCAUCUUCUACUCGUGCAUAAUCGGAGCCAUUGGUCCUGUCAUGGUUGUCGCAAUUCCACCCAUACGGGAACGUUUUGGAUACCAACCUGCGGAGAUGGUACCUACGACUUACCCUCUCCCCAACCGGCCAAGGAGAGCAGUAGCUGGUUACGAAGACCAGUAACUUGAAAGAACCCCAACUUGUUUUUUUCAUAGAUCGAACCCUACUUCAGGCCGACUGCACACCAUGCUUGUACUUCAAUUCGCGGAACAUUUUUGUUCACCGAUGAUGUGCGCGUUUCUAUAGAAUGAUUUCCUGAGAGACGAAAUACGCAAGUUCCAUAGAUGCGAUCAUUGUAUCCGUCAUGUUUUACUUUCCUCCAUCGACCCAUCUUGACCAA